Molecule: messenger RNA, 3717 nt
Organism: Electrophorus electricus (electric eel)
Lineage: Eukaryota; Metazoa; Chordata; Actinopteri; Gymnotiformes; Gymnotidae
Gene: slc25a16
Product: solute carrier family 25 member 16
Biological process (GO): transmembrane transport
Cellular component (GO): mitochondrial inner membrane
Source: RefSeq, a predicted model, not a curated record
UCACCAUUCUGCGACAGGAAAGGUAACCAUGAAGGACACUAGAGAUGGAUAACCAAUGAAAUUUCAAGAGGCACAUGGCAAGUUUGGUCUUAAUAUCCUGAUUUCCCUGUAGUGCUCAGAAGACAUGGCUGUACUGGAGUACUGAUACUGACAGCAUGGCGACAGAGGCUUCAGUGGCCUCAGCUGGUCAGCCUCAAAUUCAAGGCCCUACUCAGUUCGACCUCUACUACUGGCUCCGCUCAUUUGUAGCAGGAGGUGUAGCAGGAUGUUGUGCCAAGACCACCAUUGCACCUCUGGAUAGAGUGAAAAUCUUACUUCAAGCUCAUAAUCCUCAUUACAAACACUUGGGGGUUUUUGCUACUCUCAGGGCUGUGCCAAAAAAAGAGGGCUUCCUUGGUUUGUACAAAGGGAAUGGGGCAAUGAUGGUGAGAAUAUUCCCAUAUGGAGCCAUUCAGUUUAUGGCCUUUGACAACUACAAGAAGUUCCUUAGUACAAAGCUUGGUAUAUCUGGGCACAUUCACCGACUUAUGGCUGGUUCUUUGGCAGGAAUGACUGCAGUCAUUUGCACUUAUCCUCUCGAUGUGAUCCGAGCUCGUUUAGCCUUUCAGGUGACUGGCGAGCAUCGCUACACUGGCAUAGCAAACGCCUUUUACACCAUCUACCUGAAGGAGGGUGGCAUCUCUGGAUUCUAUCGUGGAUUAACACCAACCAUCAUUGGCAUGGCUCCCUAUGCAGGAUUUUCCUUUUUCACAUUUGGGACACUGAAGAGUCUGGGGCUCCAUCACUUCCCUGAGCUCUUGGGCAAACCAUCCCUCGACAAUCCUGAUGUCCUGGUUCUGAAGACUCAUGUCAACUUGCUUUGUGGAGGGAUCGCUGGGGCUAUCGCUCAAACUUUAUCGUAUCCUCUGGAUGUUGCCCGGCGGAGAAUGCAGUUAGGAGCAGUGCUUCCUGACUCUGAUAGAUGUCUUACCCUGACAAACACCCUUAAGCAUGUGUACAGUCAGUAUGGGAUUACAAAAGGACUCUACCGUGGCCUUUCCCUCAACUAUAUCCGCUGUGUACCAUCCCAAGCUGUUGCCUUCACUACAUAUGAGUUCAUGAAGCAAGUCCUGCACUUAAACUAGAGGAGCAGCAGUUAGUGAUCCUCAGCUCCGUGGCAACAAGGUUUCAACAAGCUUCUGGGAGCACUUCUUGUACAAUCUGGUGACCAAUUCCACCAACUCCAUCUCAGGCAACCUUUAGCUUGGAGCAACAGCCAGUUUCUCACUUAGUAAUUGAAGCAUUAGUCUGUUUUUAUGUGGUUUUGUCAAUGCCAUAACUGUAUGUGAUCUAAUCACAUGAUGGUUGCACUGAACAAUCUACUUUAACCAGUCAGUAUUCCACCAUCUCACAUGUCUUGUGUGAGUAAAACAAGUAAUACACAAUAAGUCUUUCUUCUGUCUGCUGUGUAUAUCUAAGUACUGCAUAUGUGAGCAUGUCAAAGCUAUAUUCCACUCUAAAUUCUGAAAGCGAAUAAGGAUCACAAACGUAUAUCACUGGAAUCACCAUAAGGAAAAUGGCCUACAUAAGAACUAGCUCUGUAAUAGUAGUAUUUGUCAUGUGUCAGUCUCAUGUCUCAGAUUGACAUUGGAUUGCCGCCUUCUGCUUACGUGAUAUUCCAAAUCUCCCUUUAUGUUGAUUGAUUGGAAUGAUGUGUAUUCCUAUUGAAAAAGCUGAUGUUUAUAUAUAAUUCCCCCCCCCCCCUCCCCCUUGCUAACAACAGAGGUAAUCGGAUCAGUUAUAUAAAGGAACACCACUGCAUUGUUAGCUUUGUUUCUGUUAGUUGUUAUAGUGGUGAUUGUCAGGAAGCCCCAUGAUGCUUAUCUUUCCAGAUCCUUGAUUGAAAAAUCCUUUGUCUUAGCAUUUUCAUCUUUUAGCUCACCUGGAGGCUCCAGUGAAGUCCACUUGGACAGCCAUUUUAAGCGGGUGGGGCUAUUAAUUUCAGCCUCAGUAUGGGGAAACAAAACGGCCAACAACUAUACACAUCACACUUUUAGACCUCUGUUUUGACUUCUCAGCUUCUCAGAUAUUUAGGCAUAUGUCUCAAGAGUCACUCAGAUUUACCCUUGAGCUGAACCAGCACUUUAUCAGUGAUUUGCUUGUAAACCCCAGGGUAUUGUCCUGGAUGCACUACACAUGCCUUUAGCAUACAGCUGCUGUUCUCUCUAGCAUAAUGUGUGCCUCUGUUUGUUGUCUGUGGCUGGAGGGAAGUAACUAAUUUGAGACUUGCCAUAUACACCACUGUUUAGUCAGGAACAUGACUCAUUGAUGUGGGGGAGCUUGUGCAAUCAUUGAUAAUGUGCUCGCUGUUUUGAUGUACUGGGAUUCACUUUUUAAAAUUAUUUAAAUCAAAUGGUCACAGUGGCAUCAUUUUUGCAUGGUAUAUUUUGGAAAAAUGUGCUGAUGUAAUUAUAUUUCAAAGAUUGAGAAAGUAAUUUUAGCCAUUUGAAUGUAUUUUAUUUGUAAGGCAGAGUCAAGUUUGAAUUUUGUCAGAAAAUAAAUUUCAUUGGUAUUGAACUACUGCUCAGUAAAAAUGACUUUUUUACUUUAUAAUGUCAUGCCUUUUGUCCUGUGCUUACAUCAAUUAAAUGUACAUUUUAUUUGAAUAAAACAUUGUGAUAUGUGUAGAUUUGUGAAUAGUGCAUGCUGUUAAUCGUCCUUUUCUUUGAGUCCCUCAUUUCAUGUCUCAGAUCUGAUGGCUUCCCAUUCCAAAAUGGAAUGCUAGGAUGACAAUGUUUAGCCAUUAGUCCUUGUCUGGGCCCAAAGUUAUUUAUUUAUUUAUUUUUAGAAUCAAAUGGAGUGAAACCAAUGUUAAUUUUUAUACGUUUUUAUUUAGUGUUCUUGUGAAUCUAAAAAUUUUUCUAGAUGUUUUCAGAACUUCUGUUGUUUUAGAUCCUGGUGUUCUCUUUUUGGGUAGCUGAUCAUGUGCAAGCCUUUCAUCUAAAGUAAGAAGGUUCCUAUAAUCGGAGAGCAGUUUGUGUGACACUGUGACAUUUUACGCUCUCAAUCGUGAUGUUUAGAAAAUGAUACAGGAAUCCACUUGAAUGCUAGCUGUUUUCCCCCCGUCAUGCGUAACAGUAUUCAAGUCUUAUGGUAACUUCCCAUCUGCAGGUCUUCAGAGUUCAGCUGAAUGUCUAAAAUCACAGGAGUACAUGUGAGAGAGCAGUAAUAUCAAAACAACACAACAUAUUCCACAAUUACACGUUUUGAGAGUAUCGUAUGUUUCAAGAUGAGUCAUUGCAAUUUGUUUACUGUUUUAUUGUUUCAUGCUGGACUGUAGCAUUAAUUAUUUCCUCCAUGUUGUCAUGUAUGCUCCAGGAUGUGUCUGGACUGAGAGCUCCUUUUUUACUUAUGUACUUUUGGCUCCCCCCCCAAGUUUUGUUUGUUUUUUUCUUCUCAUAUUUGUUUGGAAAAUGCAAAUGCAUAUGUUCUCAUCCCAUGUCCUGAUUCCAACAUGAUACUGUGGGUAUAUCAGGCACAAUGCAUGCUUCCCUUUAUAGUAGUGAGAGAAUGCAUUCUGGUUUCUUCCCACUUAUUUGCAUUUGCAUCAAGAGGUGGUGGCUUAUUUGACUAGUAAAUAUGUUGCAUACAAAACCCUCUUUGAGCUUGUUUUACACAUUUUUUCCUAUUUUACAUUUUUCCAAGUUAUAUGGCAAAUAAAGUUAUGAGCAAGACUUG